Raphanus sativus (radish) is the source of this 3025-nucleotide messenger RNA. Its product is annotated as putative fucosyltransferase-like protein. Bases 85 to 1614 code for a protein of 509 amino acids. Gene Ontology annotation, molecular function: fucosyltransferase activity. The transcript has 7 exons. Gene Ontology annotation, cellular component: membrane. Lineage: Eukaryota; Viridiplantae; Streptophyta; Magnoliopsida; Brassicales; Brassicaceae. The record is from RefSeq and is a predicted model, not a curated record.
UUCUCAACCUUUUUGUCUAAAUCAAAACAACAUUUAAACCAUUCCUUCCCCGAAACCUCGUAGAAACAGAGACACUCUCUUUUCAUGGGUGUUUUCUCCAAUCUCCGAGGACCCAGAAUCGGAGCUACCCACGACGACUUGCCCGUAGCAAAUGCCUCUUCCUCUUCCUCUUCCUCUUCCUCUUCUACUCCCUCUUUAUCUAUCAAACGAAAGCUAUCGAAUUUGUUACCAAUCUGCGUGGCUCUAGUAGUCAUCGCCGAGAUCUGCUUCCUUGGUCGCCUCGAUAAAGUCUCUUUAGUCAACACGUUGACCGAUUUCUUCACCCAGUCUCCGCCGGGUAGAUCCGACCAGAACAUCGACUUGAUGUCGGAGAGCUGCGAGGAGUGGCUGACGAGACAAGACUCAGUGACUUACUCUAGAGAUUUCAAUAAAGAUCCAAUCUUUAUCUACGGUGGUCAAAAGGACUUUCAAUCAUGUUCCAUAGAUUGUACAUUUGGAGAUAGCUCAGGUAGAGCACCAGACGCUGCGUUUGGAUUAGGUAACCAACCUGGAAGUCUUUCUAUUCUCCGUUCCAUGGAAUCAGCUCAGUACUAUCCUGAAAACGAUAUCUCACACGCACGACGGAGUGGUUACGAUAUUGUGAUGACCACUAGUCUUUCAUCAGAUGUUCCUGUUGGGUAUUUUUCAUGGGCUGAGUAUGAUAUAAUGGCUCCGGUCCAGCCCAAGACCGAGAAGGCUACCGCUGCUGCUUUUAUUUCUAACUGUGGUGCUCCGAAUUUUCGACUGAAAGCACUUGAAGCCCUGAUGAAGAGUAGGAUCAAGAUUGAUUCUUAUGGUGGUUGUCAUCGGAACCGUGAUGGAGAAGUUGACAAGGUUGAAGCUCUUAAGCGUUACAAGUUUAGUUUGGCUUUUGAGAAUACUAAUGAGGAGGAUUAUGUCACUGAGAAGUUCUUCCAGACUCUUGUUGCUGGAUCUGUCCCUGUGGUUGUUGGUGCUCCUAACAUAGAAGAAUUUGCGCCUGCUUCAGACUCAUUCCUUCACAUUAAGAGUAUGGAAGAUGUGGAGCCAGUUGCAAAGAGAAUGAAGUAUCUCACAGCUAACCCUGCUGCUUAUAAUCAGACACUCAGAUGGAAGUACGAGGGUCCUUCAGAUUCUUUCAAGGCACUUGUUGACAUGGCUGCUGUGCAUUCUUCUUGUCGUCUCUGCAUAUUCCUAGCCACAAGGAUCCAAGAGCAAGAAGAGAAAAGUCCUAGUUUCAAGAAACGACCUUGCAAGUGCACCAGGGGAGGAUCAGACACACUUUAUCAUGUUUUUGUUAGAGAAAGAGGCCGAUUUGAGAUGGAAUCAAUCUUUCUGAGGGGUAAACAUCUGACUCUGGAAGCUCUGGAAUCUGCAGUUGUGGCCAAGUUCAAGUCUUUAAAACAUGAGCCGGUGUGGAAGAAGGAAAGGCCUCCAAGCUUAAAAGGAGACAACGAGCUUAGAGUGCACAGGAUUUACCCGCUUGGCCUCACGCAGAGACAAGCUUUGUACAAGUUCAAAUUCGAGGGGAACUCGAGUCUAAGUACUCACAUUCAACACAACCCUUGUGCUAAAUUCGAGGUUGUCUUCGUGUAGUUUCAUUCCCAAACGCAUAACUGACUGAUACUGUUACGAAGUCUUAGGCAGUAAUGAAGACUGAAACCAUAAUCGGUUAUUUAAGCAAAGCUGAAAUUGCGUGUUGAAGAAGAAACAAAACGAAAUUUACGUGAAACGAAGUCGUUGGGAGUGAUAUCUAUCUUAUUAAAACAGAAAUAUUUUGUUGGACCUAGCUACUGUUUUGUAAGAUUUUAAAUUAAAUAUACUUUUUUACAAAGUUAUAUUCACAUGCAUUCAUUAAUAAGUCUUCCCUUAUAUUUUGAUUGGUUUAGGAAAUAAAUGGUCAAAACGUUACUAAAAGAUUUGAAAUAUAUUCAUGUGCAUAAGAUUAGUAACUUCAUCUUUUCAUUAUUGAAUUGCUGCAUAAUUGCAUACGUCUACUACAAUUUUAAAAGUUUCUUCGGGUUGUACACAAUGUAUAUAAUGUACAAAUAUUUGUGUAGAUUCUAUUUACCUGUAUUUUACAUAAUGUCUAAUUUUAUUAAAAUUGAAUUUAAUACAGAACCUUAAAAAUACAUAUAAAUUUUGAGAAGGUAUAUUUGUUAAUAUAAUAUAAAAUAUAAGAAAGUGCUCUGAUAUAAGUUUUCAAUUAUAUAGUAGUCAAUUAUAAAUAUUCAUCAGAAUUUUUUGUCAACCUAAAUGUUCAUUCUAUAAAAACCCAAAAGUUUAACAAAUGUUUGAUUACUUAUUUUAUCUUAGUUUAGAGAUAUUAAUAAAAUUGAAAAUUAUGUGUAUAUGCACGGGUCUGAGUAAUAAUAUUAACUAGACAUAUAUAAUAAUAUUAUAUAGAUUAAUUAGACACAUACGCAAGGUAUACAAAUCAAUGAAUCAACUAAUAUCUAAUAUUUUUUUAAUAGAAUCGAUUUAACGUUUGAAAUUUAUUUGAAUAGAUGCCAUAAUAAUAUUUUGUUAAAAAAAUCAUUUUUGAACAUCAGUUCAUAUCAUAAGUUCAUCUCGGUUAUCACCAUGGUUAGUAAAUUUUUUAUUUCAAAAUGAUCAAACACAAUUUUCAAUUUAGAGGUUCUUAUUUAAUCCGCGUUUACAAAAUAAUAAAAAUCCGCCCGGUCGGACGGGUCAUGAUCUAGUGUUGUUUUUAAAUCACCAAGCCCACAUCGGAAGAAACAAAAGUUUCCUUGCGGUAUAUAUAAGUUUAGCUCACACUAAGAGUACGUCGAGCUUAGUAACGUGGGCUUGUUAUCCCAGUGGAGACGAUGAGUUGGUGGGACUUUAGACCAGUUUCUUUGCACCGGACCUGUCUCUUUAACCGGUAGUGUUGUGAGGUUAUAUAUACUGAGCUCUUGCCCUCUUCCAAAUUGGGUGUGCCAGUGUCUUCUUCGCGCACGAUGUAAUUCAAUCAAGCUGGUUUCAUUGGACUAUCAUCUUUUUGAAA